Fimicolochytrium jonesii is the source of this 827-nucleotide messenger RNA. RefSeq lists its product as uncharacterized. The coding region runs from base 80 to 679 and encodes 199 amino acids. The record is from RefSeq and is a predicted model, not a curated record. The transcript is spliced from 4 exons. NCBI's taxonomy places the organism in Eukaryota, Fungi, Chytridiomycota, Chytridiomycetes, Spizellomycetales, Powellomycetaceae.
UAAGUGCGUGUGUUUUCAAGCUCAAUACAACUGCCCUUCCUGGCUCUUUUUCACGUCCGCGAUUGCAAUCACUACCGCCAUGGCGUCACAGUACACUAUACGGUGCACCACGUCCGUCCCGUGGCAAGCGACCAGGCGUGCCUCCACGUACGUCUUGGGCCUCUUAGCUGAGCAGGAUCCGGAAAAAGCAGUUCUUGACCGACUAGGAAUCCAUUCAUGGACGAACAUUUACAAGAACAGCACCAUGGAAGCAACGUAUAGGGAUUAUUGCCAGUCACAGACUCUGCUAACGAACAUCGUUAUCCUCACUGUUUGCGGUAUCAUGACUAUCGGCAACUCGGUCCCGCAGAUCACGCAUACUCUGCCUGAGCGGCAGGGCCUACUCCUUGGAAUCAAUAUUGCAAUUAAAUGGUGUCAUACUCGCCGCCGCCAUCUUCGCAUCCUUCGUCUCCCUACGUCGAUCAUCCUCUCGCUGUGUAUCAGCUACCACCCUGUCGCGCGGAGUGGCAUUGUGGGGAUCGGCGUUCCUCGCGACAUCAUUUGUCAUCAACUUCAUCGUUUCCGAUCGGAAGAAGCUGUUUGCCAGCGAGAACGACGUGGAAACAUACAACAGGAAGUUUCUCCUGCCGAGCUCAUCAUCACUUGGAAUAUUUUAAUGACGUUUGCAUGCCUGGUAUGACCAAUCCUCGUUCCUACGUGCGUGGCACUCGGCUCCUUGCUGAUCGCCGCCCACGUUUCCUUGAUAGUUUCAUGAUAAAUUGGUGUGCCAUCUCGUGUAUCUACUCGGGUGCCGAAUAUUGUUGCGCUCCGCAAUUUGUCGGGGAAUC